Messenger RNA from Drosophila subpulchrella, 1878 nucleotides. RefSeq names its product nuclear pore complex protein Nup50 (gene Nup50). The coding region runs from base 29 to 1762 and encodes 577 amino acids. Gene Ontology annotation, biological process: protein import into nucleus. Gene Ontology annotation, cellular component: nuclear pore. The record is from RefSeq and is a predicted model, not a curated record. The transcript is spliced from 3 exons. Lineage: Eukaryota; Metazoa; Arthropoda; Insecta; Diptera; Drosophilidae.
UUCUUUGAAAUUGAAUAACUCCAUUAAGAUGGCUGGCAAGCGACAGGCCACCUCGAACCUGAACCACGACAACUGGGACCAGGAGGAGGAGCCCGAGGAGCGCGGCACCUUCCGCACGGCCAGCGAGCAGGAGCUGAAGACACGCGUUAUCAAGAAGGCGCGCCGCAAGAUUGCCGGUGGAUCCUCCGCCGCUGGCGAGGAUGCCGCCGAGGUCACGCCAGCGGAGCCCAAGAGCGUGUUUAGCGGAUUCACCGGUUUCGGAAAGCCGGCUACAAUCGCUGCGGCGGCCUCGCCGUUCACCUUCCUCGCCAAUCUGUCAGCCCCAGCAGCCACCACUAGUAAGGCCUCCUCCUCCUCCACUAGCGAGCCAGCCAAGCCCUCAUUCUCCUUUGGGCUCAGCUCCAGUGCGACGGACAAGCCGGCCAGCACUAGCAUUUUCGGCACAGCCAGCAUCAGCAGCUCGGCCCCGUUCUCUUCUGCGGCCAAGGAAUCCACAAGUACCACCGAUGGCGCCAAGUCGACCUAUUCGAUUUUUGGCAACAUAUCAGAGGCCAAAAAGGAAAGCAGCGAGCCCAAGACGUCGGUGGCCAGCAGUAGCAGCAAGCCAGCGAGCACCACCUCCAACUCCAACUUGGAGACCUCCGAGUACCGGGAAAGCGUGGCCGAGCUGAACCGGGCAGUCAUGAAGUUCCUGCAGGAGAACAUGGACAAGAGUCCCUAUUGCAUACUGACGCCAGUGUUCAAGAACUACGAGAAACACCUGAAGGAGCUGCAGGACGAGGAGAGCGCCAGAACAAACAGCACGAAGACCACGCCCGCACUGCCCAGUUUUGGAGUGCCAGCUGCUGUAGUGCCCAGUACAUCGUCGCCAUCGAAGCCGACUUCCACGUUUUCCUUCGGAAAGCCCAGCACCCCGAUAGGCGGCACCACAUCGCCCUUCGCCAAGAAGCCCAACUGCACCGUAACCAGUGGCGGCACAACCACCACAACCACAACACCGAUGUUCUCCUUCGGGAGUACGGCAGCUUCCAGUGCUCCGGUGUCGACUUCCGCCAGUAUAUUUACUUUGGCUCCAAAGCCAGCUGGAGAAGCCAAGGUCGAAGACGCCCCUAAGUCCAGCAUCUUCAGUUUCGGAGCGAAAGAUGCUACCACCAAAAAGGACGAGCCCUUGUUUUCGCCACCGAAGACUAAUGGUUUUAGCUUCGGACUAAAGAGCAACAGCGACGACAAGCCAAGCACUUCGUUAUUCGCAGGCUUCGGAAAAGCACCUGAAGUAGGCGGAGGAGAUGCAUCAACGGGAUUCUUCUUCAACAGCAGUGCCAAGCCCUUUUCCUUCGGAAACAUUCAACCGCCAGCAGCAGCACCAGCCAAUGAAGAAGCGGAGGAUGAAGAGGACAAGCCGCCAAAAGUCGAGUUCAAACAGGUCGUAGAGGAUGAUGCUGUCUACUCGAAAAGGUGUAAGGUUUUCAUUAAAAAAGACAAGGACUUUGGCGACCGCGGCGUGGGCACGUUGUACUUGAAACCGGUCAAGGACUCUGAGAAGACCCAGCUUCUAGUGCGCGCAGACACUAAUCUGGGCAACAUCCUGGUCAACCUCAUUUUAAGCGAGGGAAUACCCUGCCAGCGCAUGGGCAAGAACAACGUGAUGAUGGUCUGCGUGCCCACGCCGGAGGACAGCAAGGCCACAUCGCUGCUGCUGCGCGUAAAGACCGGCGACGAGGCAGACGACUUACUGAAGAAGAUCAAGGAGCACAUCAAGUAGAGAUAGACAUCUAAAACAUGAAUUCGUACAUCUAAAUGUUGUUUAAUCGUUUAUACUUUAAAUACCAUACAAAUACGAACACCUGGAAAUAGAAAUCAAGAAUGUACACAUUAUCA